GCACCACCUACACCGCCUCGAUCACCCUCGCUGCUCUGCUCCGCCGACAGACACCUCUGCAGCCUACAGCCUCCACUGCACUCACCCUUCGGCCGAAGCACAGCCGCUCCUUGGCGCCACCGCCGGCCGCCGACUGCCGAGCGCCGACCGUUGAAGCCGUUGCUCCCGCGCUCUCUCUCUCUCUGCCCUCCUUAUUCUCUUCCCUCGCAGCUCUCCUCCCUCUCCUCUCCACUCACAUCAGCCGCAACGAUGCGUCUCAACGCCCUCCUCCUGGGCGCCACGGCGCUGCUCAGUCUCGCGCUCGCCGCGCCGGCACCGGCGCCGAUCGACUACGCCUUCGGCGACAUCCACAAUCCCAAUCUGCCGCAUCUCACCUCCGCCACCUUUACGCCCUCUCUCUCACACGGCAUGUGGCUCGUCGAGUUCUUCUCGCCCUACUGUCCGCACUGCCAGCAGUUUGCGCCCAUCUGGCAGGACGUGCUGGAGAUGCAGGAGCAUCUCGCCACCGACUCCGACUUCCACAUGAGCCGCGUCAACUGCAUCGAGCAGGGCGAUCUGUGCGAGGCGCAGAAGGUGCUGGGCUACCCUGCACUGAGACUCUAUGCGGACGGCCAGAUGGUAGAGCAGUACAGCGGCAAGCGCACCUACGACGACGUCACGGCCUUCGUCGUGGCGCGCGCCGCAGACUACCGCAAGCUGCGCGCCUCGCAGGCGCCUGCUGCCGCCGCUGCUCCUGCCCCCGCAGCAGCGGCACCUGCUGCCGCGCCGGCGCCGGCGCCGGCUGCUGCUGCUGCAGCAGGCGCAGCACAAUGAGAGCUGGGCGCACUGGGGCAGAUCAGGGUUGAGGGGCGCACGGGACGAGGGGAAACAUGAGGGAGAACGGCAGAGCAUGACAGAGGGGCAGCGAAGGGAACAGCAGGGCAGAUGGGGGAAGAAGACAGCCAAUGAGAUACCCCCGUACAUCCGUGAGUCUUUGCGCCACGCCCGGGAUGGCCGUGCAGCAGACAAAGAGUAGGCGGACCGCAACGGAGAGGAGCACAGCAGGCUGCCGAUAGGAAGGGGCGGGCUCGGGCGCCGGCGCGACGAGGACGGCGGGGGCCAGCACGUCGGGCGCGCUCCUUGCGAA
Messenger RNA from Tilletiopsis washingtonensis, 1126 nucleotides. RefSeq names its product thioredoxin-like protein. Gene Ontology annotation, molecular function: protein disulfide isomerase activity. Gene Ontology annotation, biological process: protein folding. Gene Ontology annotation, cellular component: endoplasmic reticulum. The coding region runs from base 250 to 813 and encodes 187 amino acids. NCBI's taxonomy places the organism in Eukaryota, Fungi, Basidiomycota, Exobasidiomycetes, Entylomatales. The record is from RefSeq and is a predicted model, not a curated record. The transcript is spliced from 4 exons.